Fusarium odoratissimum NRRL 54006 is the source of this 3653-nucleotide messenger RNA. RefSeq names its product palmitoyltransferase AKR1. The transcript is spliced from 2 exons. The record is from RefSeq and is a predicted model, not a curated record. Gene Ontology annotation, biological process: protein palmitoylation. Gene Ontology annotation, cellular component: Golgi membrane. NCBI's taxonomy places the organism in Eukaryota, Fungi, Ascomycota, Sordariomycetes, Hypocreales, Nectriaceae. Gene Ontology annotation, molecular function: protein binding; palmitoyltransferase activity. The coding region runs from base 611 to 2488 and encodes 625 amino acids.
GUCUGAGCUCAGCCUCUCGGCAUCACGGCUUCAUAAUACGUAGGCCUACUCCACGCGCUGCCUUCCAAAAUUCAGCCAAGACUCAGCCAAGCCCAUUCACUUUUUCCCCUUCCUCCAUCCUUCACUGCUUCUCUUUUCUUAUCUCGUGUGUACAAGCCUGAUAGAUAAUGUUUAUGUACGAAUAGUCGACUUUCUCAAUCAUCUUUCGUCUUACCUAGUAUCGCGUCCAACCGAAUUGUUCCUCCCCGCGCUACAAGCCAGCCUGCCAUGGGGAGCAUCAGUACCAGUUCCACCUCCGGCCAAACCGCGCCCAUCCAGAUGACGGGUAAAUCGAAUGCCGCUACGCCAAAGCUGAAUAACGAAGUCGAGAUGGGCAGUCUACCGGGAGAUUCGCAGGCUCAGGAGGAGGAUAUCAUGCAGAUCGCUAGGAUAGGAGACGUACCAGCCAUGGAGAAGCUUUUCGAGUCGGGAGAGUACGAUGCGACCUACCAUGACGAUGAGGGUAUUACGCCCUUACAUGUGAGUUACAAACGAUGCGACGAUUGUUGGGAUGAUGAAGGAUUUCAGCUGACACUGCGUACAGUGGGCUGCGAUUAACAAUCAAUAUGCGAUGUGCAAAUUCUUGAUCGAACACGGCGCCGAAAUUAACAGAAAGGGCGGAGAAUCCGUAGCAACAGCUCUUCAAUGGGCCGCUCAGCGAUGCCAUUACUAUACCGUCAAUCUGCUCCUCCAGCACGGCGCCGACCCUCUCAUCACCGACGCUCAAGGCUACAACACGCUUCACAUCUCCACUUUCAACGGCAACGUCCUCCUGAUUGUCCUCCUGCUUCACCAGGGAAUCCCUGUCGACGUUAUCGACACGUUCGGCCACACUGCGCUCAUGUGGGCUGCGUACAAGGGAUUCCCUCAAUGCGUUGAUCUGUUUCUUCGCUGGGGCGCAAGCGUUCAUGCGACAGACGAGCAAGGCUUCACCGCGCUGCACUGGGCGCUCGUCAAGGGAAGCCCGGGAUGUAUUCUCAAACUUAUCGAAUACGGCGCCGAUCGAUUCGCAAAGACACAGACGGGUAAGACUCCUGCUGUGACGGCCAACGAGCUUAAUACGGAGGGCGCCUGGCACAGAGCGCUUCGAGAAUGCGGUUUCAACGAGGACGGUCAUCCUGCGGUUCCGCCUUGGCCUGGUGCUAGCUAUUUCUUGAAGGACAAGAGAGCUUUUGUUACGAGGUUCUUGUUCAUCUGGCCGUUUGUUCUGGUUUGGGCCAUGCUUAUGGCUGUUUCGAGUGCGCCUGUCUACAUUGGCGUUCCCCUUGGAUUUGCUGUGGUUUACGGUGUUCAGUGGGUUGCUCAGCAAGUACUGGAAUAUGCGCCUCCCGAUAUGCGACACUUUCACAAGACUCCUUGGCUCACCGGUAUCUUUGCGGCCACGCUCUUCUUAACAGCUGUGAAUUGGUUGACGACAGUCCUCUUUGCCACAACACUUGGCGCGAGUGAGGGUCACGGCCAUACCUUUCUCAACCUCUUCUUCGGUAUCUUCUUGGGCUUCACCGCGUACUUCUACAUUGCUAGCAUGAGAUACGACCCGGGUUUUGUGCCAAAAAUGAACGGAAUUGCGGAGCAGAAAGCUGUCAUCGACGGACUUUUGUCGCAGUGGAAAUACGACGAGACCAACUUUUGUGUUACUUGCAUGAUUCAGACGCCUCUUCGAAGCAAGCACUGCCGCCGUUGUCAACGAUGUGUCGCCAAGCAUGAUCACCAUUGUCCUUGGGUUUACAACUGUGUCGGCAUUAACAACCACCGACACUUCUUCUUCUACCUCAUCUCGCUGACUUUUGGUAUCAUCUCAUACGACUUUUUACUGUACUACUACUUCGACACCAUCAGCAGCAACGCUUCGGAUAGCUGCAACGUUCUUAGCCCGAACCUUUGCAAGUUCAUCAAUGCUGAUUCGUACACUGCGAUCUUGGCCGUUUGGAUUACGCUUCAACUCCUCUGGGUCACCAUGCUUUUGUUUACCCAGUUCAUCCAGGUAGCUCGAGCUAUGACUACGUAUGAGAACAUGUUUGGUGUUAGGGACGGAACUGCUAUUACCGCUCUCACAUCUACUGGCGCCCCUCUCGACCCCAACCACCCGUCUCUAUCCGCGACAGCAACCCCUGGUGGUCACCACCACAAGCACAAGGGCGGCAUGCUCAAGUCUUUGAGUCGUACCCUUGGUGUCGACCCCUUUAUCGAGACCAUUACCGGCAGAGGUGCCGUUUCUACCAAGAACAAGCGCAAGAAGAAGAACCCCUACAGCCGAGGCUGCAUUGCCAACUGCAAGGACUUUUGGUGCGAUCCCGCGCCCAUUUUCGGCCAAAGAGAGAACGGAGCUGCUGUACUUGGUGGCGAGAGAGUUGACUACACAGCCAUGUACGAGAGUCCUGGUCUGAUGCAGUUGACGGGUCGUAGAGAGCGCGGUGGCUACGAAGCCGUUGGAACGGAAGAGGUUUAGACGAUGACGAGCUUUGCUUAUGGGAACUGAGGAGUCGUUAACCGGGACACGUUAUACGACCGGCGACAACUACAUAGAGAUUGGUGGUAAAUGACGUGUGAAUGAUGCAUUACGACUAUAUGCUGGUACUUGGGAGAGUAUUCUGGUAGACCAGGGGCUUCGAGAAAGAAUAGAGGCGUCUUCAUUAUGACCAUGCUCCUCUUUUUGUUGUACUCCAGUGGAAAGUGCUCAGUUGGGUACGGGAUAUAUGACGAGAACUGUAUACUAGCAGUGGUGUAAUGUUAACCUUAGCGGUAAGGGCGUUUAGAUCAAGAGAUUGUAUUUCGAAGUUUGAGUUUCAGAGCUGUCAGAAGUUCCUGUGAGGCCUGCAGGAUCUAGAUUACCAUGAACUAUUGCCAACUAGGACCAUAGCUCCCGUGCUGAUCGGUUACAAACGGUCAGAUCGUUACUGAAGAAGGCUACAAAGCGUUCGUGUCGUCAAAGAAGCUAAACUAGCCUCCUGCUCGUGUAAUACAUAUCGCGGAAAAACUGUCUUCAAGAGCUGCGAACACGUUCUCGGUGGCGAGCUUGAAACAUGAUAUAUCAACAAACUUCGCGAAACCCCCAAUCGCAACUCAAACCCAAGACUCGCCUCGUUCCAACUCCAAUCAAGACGUCCAAACCCCAGCGAUCUUGCGGGCCUCCGAUCUCAAAGAUCGCAGUAUCAGCAUGGAACUCGGUCAGAGAAGGAAGUGUAGGUGAUAUGUGAUAUUCACGGGAACUUUAGCAAGGGUUUCCUGGGUAAGAUAUUCUUGCGAAGCAGGGGUUCUGUGGAAAUGUGACUGGUAGUGUUAUCUUACGGGGAGAGGUGGUCAGCAUUUGUCAAAAUAGGGAAUUCGGCAGUUGAGUUGUGAUCUUGCAUUGCUGCAGGAUCUGGUUUCGUGUUGAUUAGGGGAGAGGAGGGUAUAUGAGAUCGGGUUAAGUUCUCGGUGACAAAAGGUCCAUCAUAGCGUAUACCUGCUAUUGUUGAUGAGAGGAGAGUGAGAGUGGGAUUUACAAGGUCAUUCCCACUUUCUCAACGGUUGCAGGGGUAGACGGGCCGCUGUUUCAUCAACGCUCGUCCCGCGCAGAGCAUUAAGUUGAGGUGGACCUCUUUAGUAAACCAGAAUCAGAAUCUUGAAUGAAG